AUGUUACGCAACAUCAUCAGGUUCAAAGGAUUUGGAAAAGGGACCAGUGGAGGAUUUUUAAAACCUGUAUCAUUUCGUGUUCAGUUAACGCGAUGUUACCGCUAUGACAAUGGUCCUUCAUAUCGUCGAUUUAAUAAUGGAGAGUAUUCCCAAAAAUCAUCGUUUAAAAGCAUUCUUCUCGAUAAGUCAUCAAGAAAAUACUUAGCUUUAUUAUUUGGUGGAUGCUCUCUCUUUUAUUAUACACAUUUGGAUAAAGCACCGGUAAGCGAUAGGUCCAGGUUCAUCUGGGUAUCGCGUCCAUUAGAGUUAACUAUCGGAAAUUACACAUACAAAUCAAUUUGGAGACAAACGCAGCAGGAAAUAUUACCUCCACAGCAUCCGCUGUCCAUCAAAAUUGAGAAUAUUUUCAUGAAAAUUGUCGAAGCUGCUUAUAAGGACCCUAGUGUAGACAACUCACUACUGGACGGAAUCAAGUGGGAAAUUCAUGUGGUCAAUGAUCCAACUGCUUCACCAAAUGCAUUCGUUUUACCAGGGGGUAAGGUCUUUAUAUUCAGCUCUAUUUUACCUAUUUGUGCUAAUGAUGAUGGGAUUGCCACUGUUUUAGCACACGAAUUUGCUCAUCAGCUAGCAAGACACACAGCCGAAAAUUUGUCGAAGGCUCCUAUAUAUUCUCUUUUGGGUUUGGUGUUAUAUACUGUUACUGGAGCUCAUGCUAUCAACAAUAUACUAUUGGAUGGGUUUUUGCGAAUGCCAGCAUCAAGACAGAUGGAAACCGAAGCUGAUUACAUUGGCCUGAUGAUAAUGUCAAGGGCAUGUUUUCAACCACAGGAGUCAAUAAAAGUGUGGGAAAGAAUGGCAAAUUUUGAAAAGCAAAUGAAUAGAGGGGGUGUUGUGAAUAUGGAGUUUCUAAGUACACAUCCAGCAAGCACUCGUAGAAUAGAGAAUAUGUCGAAAUGGUUGCCAAAAGCUAAUGAAAUUUAUGAACAAUCUGAUUGUAGCAGUAUGGGUAACUAUUAUAAAAGUUUUUUCUCAAUGUAA
Saccharomyces cerevisiae S288C is the source of this 1038-nucleotide messenger RNA. RefSeq names its product metalloendopeptidase (gene OMA1). The record is from RefSeq and is marked reviewed. Gene Ontology annotation, biological process: proteolysis. Gene Ontology annotation, molecular function: metalloendopeptidase activity. Lineage: Eukaryota; Fungi; Ascomycota; Saccharomycetes; Saccharomycetales; Saccharomycetaceae. Bases 1 to 1038 code for a protein of 345 amino acids. The transcript has a single exon. Gene Ontology annotation, cellular component: mitochondrial inner membrane.